UCCUUUUUAUAUUCUGUAUUGGCCCAGCUGAAUAACUCAAGUAGUCGAGCGGAAACAACGUUAUUUUGUAACUUUAAAGCUUAUAUGUAUUACAACUACGUAGAUAUUUGAGUAAAAUGGCGGAAAUGAAAAAGGUUUUCUUACUUAUUCUUAGCAUAGUCGGCUUAGUCCGGUCUUACGACUAUUGUGGCGAGAGUCUAUCUUGCGCAGAAGGCUACUGCUGUGAAGACAAUACACGUUGCUGCGAUUCCUUGUGGGGCACGGGCGGGUUUGUUGGGCUAGGAUUUGGGAUCGUCAUCUUCGUCUGCAUUAUAGCUGUGUUUGCUUACUUUUGCCGGAGGCGCUACUACACAAGGCAGCCAGUAUACAUUCAGCAUCCCUUGCCCGGCGCCAAUGUGACCGUGGUCAACACAUCAACAGGGGCACCUGUACAAACGGGAUACAUGCCGCAUCCCCCGACAGGACAGGCGGGAUACAUGCCGCCAGCCCCGACUGGACAGGUGGGAUACAUGCCCCCAGCCCCGACUGGACAGGCGGGAUUUGUGAACCCAAUGGCGGAACAGACAUCGUGCCCUCCGCCCUAUUGGAAGUAGAGCAUGCAUGUACUUAAAGACUGGUUGAAAUGAGCCUGUGAUUUCGUGCAUAAAAUGUUCUAAAGUUA
Molecule: messenger RNA, 661 nt
Organism: Mya arenaria
Lineage: Eukaryota; Metazoa; Mollusca; Bivalvia; Myida; Myidae
Exons: 4
Coding region: 117-593 (158 amino acids)
Source: RefSeq, a predicted model, not a curated record